AUGGUUCUCGAAGCCUCAGGAAACUCGCAACGUGAUACUGGUCCCCUGAGUCAACUGACCAAAGGCAUGCACCACAUUCCCAUAGAGGACAUGGAAGCUUGGGUAUUCCGGUCAGUGGAGACUCGUAUGGAAGAAGUGGUCAAGAAUGGUAAAAUCACCCAGCCGCGGAACUCUUUUAUGCUCUAUCGAAGCGCCUAUUUCGAACGCGCCAAGAAGUGGUAUGCCAGCAAUAACCCUGCGGUUAUCAAUACAGUGAUUGGGGAAAGCUGGUAUAAGGAGGCGCCUGAGGUCCGACAGUUAUACGAAUUACUCGCCCGCAUCGACUCGGAUAAGCAUAAACUAGCCCACCCAGGCUAUAAAUUC
Talaromyces proteolyticus is the source of this 363-nucleotide messenger RNA. RefSeq lists its product as uncharacterized. Lineage: Eukaryota; Fungi; Ascomycota; Eurotiomycetes; Eurotiales; Trichocomaceae. The record is from RefSeq and is a predicted model, not a curated record. The transcript has a single exon. The annotation marks the transcript as partial.